UGUUUACAUCGCUCCAUGACAACAUGUAGUCAACACUCAGAUCGAUAAUUUUAAAGGAUCACUAGCAUUCACAAUGCCUCUCAAAGCGUGUAUUUUAUGCGAAAAACGGCUCAAAAUACACCAACGCCGUCCUGUAAAUAAACAUGUCGCAAAAUAUUUAAAAAAGAAUUUCCUGAUAGAAACAACACAAGAUCAAUUUAUUUGUGGCAAGUGUAGUCGGCCAGCGUAUUACGCUGCAUCACAACAACCUUCUUGUGCACAACAACCUUCUUGUGCCUCUACCAGCUCAUUGCCGCCGCAAAAUGUUCUCCCAAACAGUCCUCCUUCAAUCAAAUUGAAUAUUAAAACAACAUCAAAAAGCCAUGCUUAUUGUUUCAUUUGCAAGAAACCUGGACCAAAAUUGAUUGUCGUUCCUACUUCUACAAGGACAGAAACCUUCAUUCAACAUAAUAUUUUAAUAACAGCGGAAAGUAGGUGUUGUCCCGGUCAUUUCAAGCAAAAUGGUACAUCCUUUGAAGAAAAUGUAAUUUCAAAAUUGUCUACAAUAGACAAUGUUUUUUUAAACAGAUCAUCUCUUCUUAAUCUUCUUACUGCAGUUCGAGAGUACUGCGUAUGUUCAAAAAGUAAGAGGCUGUCGUUUGAUGACUUAACAACUUUCAGUGAAGAAGACUUGUUAAAUCUUACCGGCAUUUCGGUGUCGAACUUUUUAGCACUCUUGAAAGCCGUCGAAUUAUCAAUAAGAAACACGCCUGCUAGAACUGUAGCAACUACUAUUGGAAUUUUGUUGUUUAAGUUAAAGUCAGGUCUAUCAAAUAAGGUCCUGUCAACUUUGUUUGACGUUUCAAAAUCAAGCGUCAGAAGAGCCAUACAAACAUCCAGAAAAGUACUUAUGACCGACUUUGUGCCUUUUAAUCUUGGCUUUUCACACAUUUCACGCGAAGAUGUAAUAAAUAAACAUACGCGUAAUUUGGCACAACUUCUUUUCACGGAAAAUAAGGAACAAGUCAUCCUCGUUCUCGACGGAACAUACAUCUACAUUCAAAAAAGUGGAAACUUUCAAUUUCAACGGCAAACAUAUAGUAUGCACAAGGGAAGACCAUUAGUUAAACCCAUGGUUAUUGUAACAACAUCAGGAUAUUUUAUUUCCGUAAUCGGUCCAUAUUUGGCCAACAGCAAAAAUAACGACGCAUCAAUUCUGCAUCAUUUAAUUAAAAACAACAUCGAAGAAAUUAAAAACUGGGUCAAGGAAAACGACAUAUUUGUUGUCGACAGAGGCUUCCGUGAUGCCACCUCUCUGCUUGAAGAGCUCGGGAUCCACGCGCAGAUGCCGUCAUUUUUGCCGCGAGGAAGCAAACAACUACCAACUGAUUUGGCAAACUCUUCACGGCUAGUUACAAAGGUAAGAUGGGUAGUUGAAGCGGCUAACGCUAGAAUCAAGCGGUGGAAGUAUUUUGACCACAUCUUGCCAACGAAUCAAGUGCCAUUCAUAGGCGACUAUAUUAAAAUUAUUUGUAGUUUAUGUAACAAGUUUCUUCCACCUUUGAGUGCCAACUGUGAAUCGUCUGAAGAUUUUUUAUGUGCGGAAAGGAUGAUGGCCAAACUAAAAGAAGAAAAUAAAUUGCAAAAAUUUGUAGAAGAUAAUAACCUCCAUCGCCGUAGUAUCAGUAAAUGGUCGUCUGUUAACGAAUCUGUUUCCAACUUUCCUCAACUUGACGAAACAAUGCUUAAACUCCUGACGCUAGGCACCUACCAGUUGAAGCUCUGUCCGUCUUACAUUCAAGAAUAUAUGGGCUCUGAAUGCACAAUCGAUGUGUUCAGAGAAACUUGUGAUCUCAUUCGUGUCCGUCUUCAAAGCCGUCAUAUUUCAUCAAAGACUUAUCAGGUCUGGAUUCAAUAUGACUCAGACCAUGUUAAAGCAUGGUAUUGUCAAUGCCGGGCAGGUGCGCGUACUGUUGGCACGUGUUCGCACGUUGCAUCUGCCAUUUGGUAUUUGUCUGGUUUAUCCGGGACAAUAAAUGAUUGUGGCAUUCAGGACUGGGGCAAAUAUAUUGAUGACGCGUCUCAUGUGCCACAAACUGUGGACACUUCCGACUCCGAGUCAGAUGUCAGUACUGUUGAGGAGUAAAUAAGUCUUAAGUCUUUGGAAUAUUUUUGACGGAAUAUAUCGACGACUAAGGUCUUAUUUACUCCUCAAUAUGUCGGUAUUUUGUACUGGUAAAACUAUCUGAAUUAGCUAAAGGCGUAUCUCGACUUUUAACCUGUAAUUGUUUCAACAGUCGGACAUAGUGUAUUAAGCUUUUAUAUAUUAUGUAGCGGAAAGAUACGUAAUAGAAGUUUUAUGGUAAUAAAAAUGUUUAAACCUGGCAAAAUAUACAUUUUCACAAACAGAUCAGCCUUAAGUACGGAAUCCGGAUAGUGCCAGUCAUAAUAUCGAUCUUUCAUCAAGGGCGACACAUGACACACGAAGCGAUACCCGAUAUUUUGCGCGACAGUCGCGGCGACGCAGGGUAAUUUGCGCGACAGUCGCGGCGACGCAGGAUAAUUUGCGCGACAGUCGCGGCGUCGCACGAGAUAUUCAACGCGACAUAUAGCCUUAUGGGCUACCUACACAAGGGCGAUGUAUUGUGUUAAAUAUAUCGUGCGUCACCGCGACUGUCGCGCAUAAUAUGGUGCGUCGCCGCGAUUGUCGCGCAAAAAUUCGUGCGUCGCUUCGUGUGUCGCCCUUGAUGAAAGAAGGGCGAGAUUAUAGAUGGAACUAUCCGGAUUCCGUACUUAAUAGAUACAUAUGUGCGUGUCACUUAUAAGAUUUAUGUGAAACACCCGGUACAUUCGCUUUUAUAGUCCCUUGCCAGCUGUUGUUAAAAGCUUUCGGCUGAUAAAACACGUUAAUCUUUUUGGGAUUAUAGGAAUAUUUAAAUGUAAUAUUGUAUCAUUUUGUUACAUAACUAAAAUCCGUUGUCUGUGAAGUGAAAAGUAUACACUCAUAGAUGAGACAUUUGUA
This is a messenger RNA of Dreissena polymorpha, 3001 nucleotides long. RefSeq lists its product as uncharacterized. The transcript is spliced from 3 exons. NCBI's taxonomy places the organism in Eukaryota, Metazoa, Mollusca, Bivalvia, Myida, Dreissenidae. The record is from RefSeq and is a predicted model, not a curated record. The coding region runs from base 74 to 2125 and encodes 683 amino acids. Gene Ontology annotation, molecular function: zinc ion binding.